AGGAUUAUAUUCUCGUGCAUCCACAAGCAUCGGAUUCAUUAUAGACAGAGACACACAGAGAGUUUUUAGAGAGAGAUAGAGAGAGCGUAAGAAUACUUUUUUGGUUUCUUCUGUUGUUAGAGAGAGAGAGAGAGAGAGGGCGGUGGGACAUGAAGAUCACGGCGUUGUUGGUGCUGAAAUGCAUUCCAGAAGGAGCGGAUCCGGUGAUCCUAGCUAACGCAUCGGACGUCAGCCAUUUUGGAUACUUCCAGAGACCCAGCGUUAGGGAAUUCAUCAUAUUCGUCGGUCGGACCGUCGCCAAACGGACCCCUCCCGGCCAACGCCAAUCCGUCCAGCACGAAGAGUACAAGGUGCAUUCAUAUAACCGUAAUGGCUUAUGUGCAUUGGGUUUUAUGGAUGAUCCCUACCCGGUUCGAAGUGCUUUUUCACUGCUAAAUCAGGUUUUGGAUGAGUACCAAAAAAUUUUUGGUGAGACAUGGAGAUCUGCUCAAUCUGAUAGUACUCAACAACAACAAUGGCCUUAUUUAUUUGAAGCUCUAAAUAAAUUUCAGGAUCCUGCGGAAGCUGACAAGCUGUUGAAAAUUCAAAGGGAGUUGGAUGAAACAAAAAUUAUUCUUCACAAGACAAUUGACAGUGUUCUAGAACGUGGUGAGAAGCUUGACAGUUUGGUUGAGAAGAGUUCAGAUCUCAGUGCAGCUUCACAGAUGUUUUACAAGCAGGCAAAGAAAACAAACCAAUGCUGUACAAUUUUAUAAACAAAUGGGGAAUUGUGAAGUGGAGAGGGGUGAUGAUGAUCCAGAGAUUGGAGUUGUGUUAGUGUCAAGUAUCAAGUCUCACAAAUUGUGUUUAUACAUAAUACAUUGUCUGUGUGCUUGAAUUCAUUUGAUUGGCUUGUAAUGGGGUCUUAAGGCAAAGAAAGAUACAUUAACUGGUAUUGACACAUUAUUAAAAUUGUUACUGUCAUUUUCUAUUCUACAUAGAAAGGCUGUUUGGAAUAAUAUUUUUGCCUAUGUUCGUUCA
Ipomoea triloba (trilobed morning glory) is the source of this 1020-nucleotide messenger RNA. RefSeq names its product VAMP-like protein YKT61. The transcript has 6 exons. The record is from RefSeq and is a predicted model, not a curated record. Bases 150 to 755 code for a protein of 201 amino acids. Gene Ontology annotation, molecular function: SNAP receptor activity. Gene Ontology annotation, cellular component: membrane; Golgi apparatus. Gene Ontology annotation, biological process: endoplasmic reticulum to Golgi vesicle-mediated transport. NCBI's taxonomy places the organism in Eukaryota, Viridiplantae, Streptophyta, Magnoliopsida, Solanales, Convolvulaceae.